Molecule: messenger RNA, 1655 nt
Organism: Magnolia sinica
Lineage: Eukaryota; Viridiplantae; Streptophyta; Magnoliopsida; Magnoliales; Magnoliaceae
Exons: 14
Coding region: 194-1420 (408 amino acids)
Biological process (GO): RNA processing
Molecular function (GO): nucleotidyltransferase activity; RNA binding
Source: RefSeq, a predicted model, not a curated record
AUAUUUAUUCUGCAUUUCAUUUAUUUACUUAUUUUCAUUUCUCUUUCAGCGGCCGAACCAUACGUUUGCUGGAGAAGUAGAAAACACCCGCUUUCAUGGAGACGCUUCUUCCCAUUCUGCGGCGGAGAAAGGCCGCUUUGACAGUUCAACUUGGAAGGCAGUGGAUUCGAGGAUUGUUGGGAUUACAAAGUCAAUGAUUUCAUCUCCUGUCUGGCUGGUCUUGAAGAUUCUUCAAAACAAAGGGUUUGAAGCCUAUCUUGUGGGUGGUUGUGUGAGGGACCUACUUCUCAAGCGAAUACCUAAAGAUUUUGAUGUGGUCACCACUGCAAAGCUUGAACAGAUCCAGAAAGAAUUUCGUCGUAGUCAGAUUGUGGGGAGACGGUUUCCUAUAUGUAGGGUGUACAUUCAAGAUUCUGCAGUUGAGGUCUCUAGCUUUGAAACCACUGGUAAGAAUGUUAAAGAAAAUGAAACAGAUGAUUUUUCUCAAAUGAGAGCUAGUUGUGAUAAGAAAGAUUUUCUUCGCUGGAAAAAUUGCAUGAAGCGGGAUUUUACAAUUAAUGGUUUAUUCUAUGAUCCUUUCGUAAAUACAAUCUAUGACUAUGCUGGUGGGAUUAGGGAUUUAAAGAUGUGCAAGGUGCAAACUAUAAUUCCUGCUCAAGUGGCAUUCAAAGAGGACUGUGCGAGAAUUUUGCGAGGUCUAAGAAUUGCAGCUCGCCUUGGUUUGCAAUUUUCUAAGGAGACUGCAAUUGCAAUACGGGAUCUUUCUACAUCCAUUAUGAAUUUGGACAAGGGAAGGCUGAUGAUGGAAUUGAACCUUAUGCUGGCAUAUGGAGCUGCUGAGUCCUCCUUCCGUUUGCUUCAUAGAUUCAAGCUUCUGGAAAUCGUGCUUCCAAUUCAUGGGGCGUAUCUAGCUACACAGGACCGAUCUGCUCAAAGUUCCAUCAUGCUAAUGAAAUUGUUUUCCAGUAUGGAUAAAUUACUUGCUUGUGACCGACCCACUGAUUGCAGUUUGUGGGUUGGGCUCUUGGCCUUUCACUUGGCAUUGUUAAAGCACCCUCAAGACGCUCUUGUAGUUUGGACUUUAUCUUCCAUUUUAUAUUAUGGUAAUUGGAUUAAAGCAGUGGAAGUUGCAAGAGAAAAUGCUCAAAUGAGAGUUCAGUUCAUUCCUGAAAUUUCAGAGACUUUUGGGAGUAAAUCAAAUGAAUCGCUUCUGGAGGAAGUCUCUGAUUUAGCAUCACUAGUGAAAUCUUCUAUAGGCGCUUUGACCAGCACAAAUACGCUUAUUGAAACAAUGGCUAGAUACCCACUUUUUCCAUGUUCUGGUUUGGUUUGGACAGGUGAGGGUCAGCUUUGUAGGGAUUCUUCUUCUUCUUUGCCCAAUAGGCAUCCCCUCAAAAUGAGCAUGGGUACUUGUAUCUGAGAGAAUGGGAAAGAUUGCAUCUAUACUCUUUGAUGUCCUAGAGACCGAUAUCAAAUCAUAUGCCUGUGAAAGAGAAUGCUUCGACAUCAACUACAAGCGGCUUGGGAAAGGAGAUCAAAGGGAAACUAGAUUUGUGCUUGGCAAAAUCAUCAUGGACACAAUGGGCUGUGGGAUUGUGCAGGAACUAACAACGGAACCGGUCAAGGCAAAACGGAGCCAUAAGCUUUCUAACCUG